Molecule: messenger RNA, 4859 nt
Organism: Astyanax mexicanus (Mexican tetra)
Lineage: Eukaryota; Metazoa; Chordata; Actinopteri; Characiformes; Acestrorhamphidae
Exons: 6
Coding region: 1338-2354 (338 amino acids)
Source: RefSeq, a predicted model, not a curated record
CUCGAGCGCUUCCCCCACACUCUUACCUUCAAAAUGCCUCCAAACUUAAGAAAAUCCAUCAAUCCAGUCACCAGUAAUUCUCACAUAUAUCCUGCUUGAAAUAAUUUGAGGUAGAAAAAAAAUAUCAACUUUAAGGAUUUAUUAAAAACGGAUUAUUGGUCGCUCCACGAAUCCACGCAUAUCUAAUGAAUCAGCAGAACCUCACAGACAAGACGGUAUGCAAAUGAGCUCUGUCAGGUGCCGAGUUCUGCCAGCUGAAAGGGAGGGUGGGGGCUGCUCGGCCACAGAGCUCUGACUCUCAGAGUUCCCACUCGGCAGAAAGAGCUGUGUUAAAGAGACAGUGCGGAUUUCUGUUUGUAUAUGAGUAGACAACACAAAAACAGCCUUAUUACUGCAAAACGAGUUGCCAAAACACUUUAUCCAUAUAAAUAUUUCAUUUUAUAUAAAAAAAUAAAAUAGAAAAUCUGAAAAGCGCCUAAAAAUGUUCCUGUUUUUUACUAUAUUUUGGUCAUUACAUGUUCAAUUGAAUAAUUAAAGUGUCUUAAAUCAAUUGUGUAAAGGCUUCUAAGUAAUAUUAAUUCAUAGAUUUGACUCUGAAUUAAUUAAUAUUAGAGUGAUAAGCCUUCAAAUUUGAGUAUGCAAUUUCAGGCGGAAAGUGGUAAAAAUAGGCUUGGAGCUUAAGAGGUUAACGUUAACUACAUCCUUAAACUCAUAAUUGAGGAGGUAAUAUGGGGGCAUUUGUUUAUGGUCGUCCAGUUAGGAUAAUGAGGUUGCAGUUUAUUAGAGAUGAUUUUGCAUACAUAAGUUUAAUAGUGAAAUGUGUAACUAUAGACUGACAGGUUUUGUGUACUUUUGCCAUUUUAUUAUUGUGAAAGUUGUCUUAAUUUUGUCUAAGUGGUAUUAAAGUCUUAAAAUCUGUAAUUUAGCUUUUCCAUGCUGCAGAUACCCGUAUAAGAGAAAUGCAUGACACAGUAAUGUUUUUACAACAGCUAUUUCAGUCAGAUUGAGUAAAUCCAUGAUUUGAAAUUGGUUAAUCUGCAUAAAAAUGUAAAUUUAAUCGUAAGUGAAAUGCAAUAUUGGUACAUGCUUAUUUUAUUGGAAAGUAGUCUUAAAACAUAUUUUUUUAAAGUAAUAUCCAGUAGACAGCGGAUUAUUUAGCAGAUUGUGACGUUAUAAGGUUAUAGGUCUAAUUGUUAGCUAAGGAGCACAAGCAAUUUAUUGUAAUUGUGACCAACUUGUUGUGGGGGUAUAAGCAGAGCCCAAAAUUGUUUGGCUGAAAAACAUUUGGCUAAAAGUUAGAUUUUCUCUGUUGUGUGUAGGUUCUGAGACAUGCCAUUAUGUUGCUGAAGGUGAGAUACCAUGGUACCAAGAAGUAUAUCCGAUUGCCCUCUGAUUUCACCUAUUUGGAUUUUAUCAGUGAAGUCAAAAACAAGUUUGGGAUUCCCAGUGCAUCCGAAUUGUACAUUUUUGAUGAAAGUAACACAGCCGUGGAGGAAGACAUCCUUCUUGAACUGAUGGAGGCCAAUCCUGACUUAUGUCUGACAGUAUGCGACGGCGAGUCUGAUGAAGAUCAAUCAGCAUCAUCUUCCCUCACGGAUACCUUGUCACCUUCAAGUGACAAUGAUCUCUUCAGUCAACGCUCCAGAAACAGACCUGUUCAUAACUUCAGAGAUGGGAGCCCACCAACCACAGUGUUUUCUGAGGCUAAGGCUGCAAAAGAGGUGGUAGAAAAUGCCUUGGUUAUAAAACCUGGAGGUCAGGAUGUCCUUGAAGAGUACAAGGCAGAUAAAUCCCUGAAUCAUCGAACCCGGAGACAGCUUGUCAACAUAUUGGCUAGCCACAUGACUGAGAUGCAUGGGAGGAUUCCAUCCCGUAAACAGAAGGAGAAGUAUGCCCUGGGGAUCAUUACGCUCUUUCCUUCACUGAAAGAUCCUUUUUCUCCAAAGGGCUAUGUAAGUUUAAAAAAAGAACUUACUUUCAGAAAUUAUACACAGGAAUUAGCAGAACUAACCCUAAGGUGUUCAUGUUCUGUUUUUCAGUCAUGCUGCAGCAUUGAUGAACAUCUGCGAGGAAGAGAGGGCAAACAACCUUACAUCCUUGCUGUUGGCCGGGCUCAGAAGAGGGUCGACACAUUCUACAUCAUUGUGGACAAGCAGCUGAUCCCCUGCCAAGCCACCAGAUCCUUGGGUGCCUUUGAUGAGCUCUUCAAGUCUCACUAUGUGUUCAAUCUUUCUUAUGAUGGUUCCCUGGUCCAUUUCUACACAUUUGUGCAGACAACAGUCUACAGCAUUGACAUCACAACAACAAACGAGUCUCCAAGAGUUCGUGAGUUUCGGGCAAAGCUUUUCAACUAGGUUAAAUGUUUAAAUGUUUCAUUUGUCAGGCUGUUCAUGUGGCCUGCCAGUCCUUAAUAACUCAUUUAAGAAUUGUUCACAGUUUUUACCCAAGCACCAAGUUUAAGUUGGUUUGUGCACAGGAUUGUUGUAGGCGUCAGUUUUCAACUUAUUCAGGUUUCAAAAAACAUUUAAGUAGUGUUCAUUUUGGUCAAAGUGGUGGUGAUACAAACUCUGAGUCCUUUCAAGCUAAUUUUCACAAUCUUCAAGAUGAUACAGAAGUUGGACAAAUGAAUGUAACACCGAACCUAGAGACUGUAUGUUUAGAGGACAAUGAAUUGACUACUCACAAAGAAAAAACAAAACAUACGUGUGCUUCAAUUAUUGCUAAACUCCAAGGAAGUGGUGUGGCAAACAGUGUGGUUUCAACCAUUGUUAGUGAUUUGGAAGAACUUGCUACUGGGCUGCACUCCCAAAUGAAGCAUGAAAUACUAUCUGCUGUACCUAAAGAUGAUCCUGUUAGAUCUACAUUAAAAGAAAGUCUUGAUCAUUUUGAAAACCCAUUUGAUGAGUUUAAUACUGAAACUAAAAGAAUGAGAUAUUUUAGUGAGAAAUGGGGCAUAGUAGAGCCAGUAGAAAUAGAUUUAGGAGUUCGAUUUGACACAAGGCGAAAUAAAUGUACAGGCACAUACGAUCAAGUCCCUGUAAGAGACACUUUUGUGUACAUUCCAAUUUUGGAAACAAUAAAAUUUAUGUGCCGCAAUUCUGAGAUUUGUAAGCUGCUUGGAGAGCCCUGUUUACCGAAAACUGAUCGAUAUGAAGAUUUUUGUGAUGGAAGUUAUUUCAAGACACAUCCAUUGUUCUCUAAACAGAAGUCUUUACAAAUUCAGUUAUACUACGACGACUUUGAAACUGCUAACCCUCUGGGUUCAAAGCGUGGUGUGCACAAAGUGGGUGCCCUCUAUUUUAUUCUCAGAAAUCUGCCACCGAAGUUUAACUCUGCUGUAAUGAACAUUCAUUUGGUUGCACUGUUUCAUGCUGACGAUGUGAAAAAAUAUGGCUUUGAUCCUAUUCUACAUCCUCUGAUUACUGACAUCAAAAAACUGGAGAGUGAUGGCCUUGAUUUACCUUUUUCCACUGAAAAAGUCCAUGGAACUGUAUGUCAGGUAACUGGGGAUAAUUUGGGGAUGCAUUCUAUUUUGGGUUUUACAGAAUCUUUUAGUGGACGUUAUUUCUGUCGUUUGUGUUUGAUUGAAAAAGAGGACGCACAAAAUGUUUACAGUGAGGAUGACCCCAAGAUAAUCCUGCGUGGAAAAGAACUUUUUGAAAGGCAUUUCCAGGAGUUACAGUCAGACCCACAGAAGUUAUCUGUGUGUGGUUUAAAGCAGAAUUCAACGCUUAACAGCCUACAGUUCUUUCAUGUUUGCCACAAUUUUUCUUUGGACAUUAUGCAUGACAUUCUUGAAGGGGUGGCUCAGUAUGAGAUAAAGUUACUUUUGGAGUAUCUCUCAGAAAAUGUUUUGUCAAAAGCUGAUCUGUGUUCUAGAAUUUAUGCCUUUGAUUAUGGGUACUUGGAGCGUAAGAAUCGUCCUACAAGGAUCAACUUGGACAGCAGUGGGAAUAAUAUAGGACUCAAUUCCAUUCAGACUCUUUGUCUUGUGAGAAACAUUCCUUUGCUUUUUGGUGACAUUGUGCCAGAAGGAAACCAAAAUUGGACAUUGCUACUACUUUUACUGCAGAUAAUCAACAUCAUAUUUUCUCCAUCUCUUAGCCAAGGCAUGACUGUACAUUUGAAGUACUUAAUAAUGGAACAUCAUGACUUGUUCAAACAGUUGUAUCCAGAAAGAAAUUUGAUUCCAAAACAUCAUUUUAUGAUCCACUACCCAGCUUGUAUAAGAAAAAUAGGGCCCCUAAUACACAUUUGGAGCAUGAGAUUUGAAGCAAAACACAGGGCUUUCAAAAACACGCUUAAAAAUUUUAAGAACAUAACUAAAUCGCUUGCAAAGAAACAUCAGAUGUCCAUAGGGUAUCAUUGGGAGACGUCACCUUUAAACCAUAUUGAGUAUGGACCCCUGAAAUCAUUUAAUAUUUACAGUGAAGACAAUGGUGACCUAUUUUCCAGAGUUCUUCAAGAUGUUGUGCCACAAGACAUUUAUUCUACUAACUGGGUCAAAAUCAGUGGGACAGAGUACAAAGUUGGACUGAUCAUUUGCAAUGAGAUUGCAAACGAAAUGCCUGUGUUUUGCAGAAUACAGAAGGUUGUAUUAUUCAGAGGUAUUAUCUACUUCCUAGUGGACAACCUGGUGGUUGACCAUUUCAGUGAGCAUUUUCAUGCCUACAAAGUAUUUGAAAGUGAUGAGAAAGAUGUGAUCAAAGCAGACAGUCUUGUUUAUUAUAAGCCCUUCGAUAUACAAAGUGCCUAUGGUGAAGAUGAAAGCCUAUAUAUUGUACCCCUGUUUUCUUUGUAACUGUGCUCAUGUUUAAGUUAAGGUGCUUGGACAAUUUUGAGUAAAGAUUUUAAAAUGA